CAGCAGGAGCUGGAGGACGAGGACGAGGAGGACGACAACGAGCCCCUUCAGAACCAGCUGCGAGCGAGCAAGCUUGUGGAGCCCGGACAGAUGCGGCCAGAGGUCGACCUGGCUGUCAACGAGUUUGCAGCGAAAAUGAGCUCGGCGUUCAAAUCGGAAAUAGGCGACAAGGAGAUCACUCAGCUCGGCGAGGCGUGUCUGGCUGAAGAGGAGGCGCACCGACACAUGGAUGGCGCCGGCGGCGACGGCAACCAGGCACUGGCAGAUUCGCUACCAACCUUGGGUCUGAAGGUUGUCAACGCUGUGGACAACGGAGAUGACAGCGAUGGGUCGGCCAACGAAAAUGAGGCAGCAGAUGCCGCUGAGGAAACCACAGAGCGGUGCAUUGUGCGCAAUGACGAAGACGAUGACAACCAGCCGCUGGCAACUCUGUCGCGGCAUCUCAGCAACGGCAGCAUGCAGCCAAGGCAGCAGAUGCUGGGUCAAAACCUAAAUGUGGUGGUCAUGUCGGACAGCAUGUCAGCUGCAAACACCCAGCUGCAGAGCAACAUUGCCGAGGAUGGCGGUGACGACGACGACCAGCCCCUGUCGAGUCUGCUAGCGCCGGUUCAGGACACGGUUGGUAUUGACGAGUUCGGGUACCUGCCAUUGCCAGUUCCGCCAUCCAUCACAGAUCCGAACGCGGUUAUAGCGAGCACAAGCGAGUGCAUUAGCCCUGGACGUGCUAGCUUUGGCGACAGGUCGAUGUCCCCGUCGCUGUCAUCUGGCAUCGUGCGCAAGCCGUCGUCCCUGUCGCGGUCGGUUAACAUUGCUGGCGACGUAUCCCCCAAGGGCAUCGCCAUUGAGGGGUUUGAUGUCCCCACAAACCAGUCGACGCCCAAUAUCCACAACGGCGGAGACCGCCGCUCGUCGCUGCUUAGCAAGCAGCCGUCUAAUCUGUCUGGCUACAGCCUGCCUGUUACCUCGGCAGCGAUGGCCAUGGGGCAAGACCAACAGUCUUCCCAAGUCGCUGCGGAUUGCGCCUGCAGCCGGUGGAAUCAGUGCUACUCUGCCCUCCAUGUCGCAUGGCCGCACGUCGUUUGGUAUUGCUGCCCAGGAUGUGAUCGCUGAAGACGAGAACGAGAUCGACGCUGUCCAGCCAGCACCCGAGCCCGCUGCAGCCGCUGCGGGCCAAAUAGCCGACGAUGGAUUGGUGGAGUCCAGGGAGAUCGAAUUUUCCGCCGACAUUCUAGACACAGCGCAGCUGACUGGCGCUGGAAGUGUUGGGCGGCCAUGGGCAGCAGGCAGCGUGUUC
Linderina pennispora is the source of this 1294-nucleotide messenger RNA. RefSeq lists its product as uncharacterized. NCBI's taxonomy places the organism in Eukaryota, Fungi, Kickxellomycota, Kickxellomycetes, Kickxellales, Kickxellaceae. The record is from RefSeq and is a predicted model, not a curated record. The transcript has a single exon. The coding region runs from base 91 to 1110 and encodes 339 amino acids.